AUGGAUUUGAAAGAUCAAUUCGAAUAUGAGGAGGCUCAGAUCGCUCUUGAACAGCGCCAAGUAGAUAUCGACAAAAGACGACUGGAGCUUAAGCGACGCCGGGAAGACAUGUUCCAUCGAACAGAGAUCGACUUGACUGAGGAUAGUGACGAGGAGACGGAAGUACGAAGAGUCCUCGUCAAACAGGAGAUCAAGCGAGAAGAACCCCCUACGAACUCCACAUUGCUUCAACAAGCAGAUGCUACUACUGUUCGUAGCCCCCAACAAGAUGCGGCUACAGACACUACCAAGUCUAUGGCCAAUGCUGGAGCGACGACAGUUGCACCAGCCACUCUGACCGUGACACCAAUGUCCACCAACCCUACCAUUCCACCCGUCGUCGAGCCAUACUGUUUUGUCAAUAUCGCGCCAGCAUUAAUGCAGGGCCGAGAAACUCCGUUCUCUAACAACGCUGUUUUUGCACCGGAUCCUACUGUCCAAACCAUUGUCAAGCCAGCUGAGGUCUCGCAGCCGGCAACUCGAGAACGCAGUAUGGAGCAAUCCAGCUCAGGCGAACGUGACUCUGCGCAAUCAAUGAGUACCUAUGUCACCAUUCCAACAACUACACCCACCUUUGCGUCGAGGCGCCGAAAUCGCCGAGCCAAGCCGCCUUGUGGGAUUGUGCAUGAUUAUUGGAUUCUCUUGAAGAGGUACUUCAGGGACGACGCUGGUCUCGAAAUGCGACAAGCUUCUGCUUUUGAAAAGCUCACCCAUCUUUACUCGCUGAGACUCGGCAAAGGCCCUUCUGCUGAUACCCCAGCGAUAUUGCACCAAAGAUUCGAUAAAAUAGUUGAGGAGCUUGACGGAGGUGGUGCCGAGGCAUGGCCACUUCUGCCUCACAAACUCAAGUGGAUUUCAUCGUUCUCCCUGGUCUGGUGGCCUGCCUGCAAGAGCAUCCCAAGGCAAGCCGAACGUGAGAGACUGCUCGACAAAGUGAUUCGAGACAUCAAAGAGCAUAAAUACAACGAGGAGGAAGCGAACGAGCUGCGCAUCACGCCAGUCGCAACGCUUUUCAGACGGAAACCACAGUCACAGCCAAGUGAAGAGGAUUAG
Messenger RNA from Exophiala oligosperma, 1092 nucleotides. RefSeq lists its product as uncharacterized. Bases 1 to 1092 code for a protein of 363 amino acids. NCBI's taxonomy places the organism in Eukaryota, Fungi, Ascomycota, Eurotiomycetes, Chaetothyriales, Herpotrichiellaceae. The record is from RefSeq and is a predicted model, not a curated record. The transcript has 3 exons.